Molecule: messenger RNA, 2143 nt
Organism: Pristis pectinata (smalltooth sawfish)
Lineage: Eukaryota; Metazoa; Chordata; Chondrichthyes; Rhinopristiformes; Pristidae
Gene: micu2
Product: mitochondrial calcium uptake 2
Biological process (GO): calcium import into the mitochondrion; mitochondrial calcium ion homeostasis
Cellular component (GO): uniplex complex
Molecular function (GO): calcium ion binding
Source: RefSeq, a predicted model, not a curated record
GAUGGCGACUUGGAGGUGGUUGUCGCUGAUGCUCAGGGAACCUGCAGCAACUUUCACCGUCUUGAGGAGUACCGUCAGCCGGCGGCGGCUGAGUCCUGGGGUUUUGCUGGGGCUGGGAGUUGCUGGAGUCGGGGGCCUGGUGUUUCACGGCGGCGGGAGCCAGUGGUGGAGCGGCAGCGGCCUGAGCCGCAGGUACAGCGUGUACGCAGCCGAGCAGCAGGACCAAGGUCUGCCUCAGGAAGAAACUAAAGAAGAUUAUGGGUGUGCUAGAAGUCGUAAACAGCGUUUCAGACUGUUAGCCUCAAUGGAGUAUGAAGGGGAAUUAUAUAUGACUCCUAGAGAUUUUUUGUUCUCAGUGAUUAUGGAAACCAUGGAUGAUACUGAAAAGCACCUUACAGGUAGGAUGAAUAAAAAGAAAUUAGCAAAACAGGACAUUGAUGCACUGAUGACAAGAGCUACAAAACUGAAACAAACCCAUCAUCUUUUCAGAGACCUUGGUGAUGAAGGUCUGAUAUCAUACACCGAAUACUUAUUCUUACUGGGUAUUCUAACAAAGCCACACACUGGAUUCCACAUUGUUAGUAUGCUGGACAUUGAUGACAACCAACGAGUUGAGAAGAGAGAAUUUCUAAUGCUGCAGAGCAUCAUUGGUCAAAAGAAAGAACACAAGCUAGAAGCACAUUCUACAUCAGAAAUUAACAAAGAAAUGAACACAACAUUGCUGGUGCACUUCUUUGGGAAAGAAGGAGAGCUUAAACUUCAGUAUAAAGACUUUUAUAGAUUUAUGGAAGAUCUGCAAAGAGAGGUGCAAGAGAUUGAAUUUAGAGAGUUCUCUCAAGGCAUGAAAACAAUGAGAAGAGAGGAAUUUGCAUCGUGGCUGCUCCAUUUCACUGAAGAGCAAAAUCGUAGUAUUUACUGGAAAAAUGUGCAAAUGAAAAUACCUCCAGGAGAGAGCAUUUCCUUCGAAGAAUUCAGGGCAUUUUACAAUUUUAUGAAUCAUCUUGAAGAUUUUGCUUUCACCAUGAAUAUGUUCACUUCAGCCAAUCGUCCUGUUGGAAUAGCACAAUUCAAGAGGGCUGUGAAAGUUGCAACAGGGCAAGAACUGUCAGAUAAUGUUCUUGAUACGGUCUUCAAGAUCUUUGAUGUAGAUGGAGAUGGAUGUUUGAGCAAACAAGAGUUCCUUUCAGUGAUUAUGACCAGACUCCAUCGUGGCUUUAAGGCACCAUCACAACAUGGAUUGAAGGGAUAUUUUAAAUGCGUGAAGAAAGAAACUAUUGCUGGAGUUCAUGAAGCCUGGAAGCAAUCCGGAAGAAGUCCCUGUUAAUACUACUGAAUCCAGGACCUUUCUACAGAAAAUAAUCCACUACCUUACAAAAAUUUUCUCAACAAGCAAACUCUUCUGUCAGUGAAUUUGAAAAGACCUGCAGUAUAUUUUGACUUAAAUGUGUUGAGGGUUAUUUGAAAGUUGUAAAUGUCUUGUUUACGUAAAUGUUUACAGAAAAAUAAUGCUAUGUGGUCUUCAUGAAAAUGUAUUCUGGCAAGUCUUUUCUCAGUUGUUUACAUACAUAGAACUUAAGAAGAUACAAUUUGUGCCAUUUGUAAUCAACAUCAUAGUCUCUCUAUUUCCUCAAAUAACAAAAGGCUUUAUGCAUUACAUUUUCAUUGAAGGCCAUGCAGUUUAAACAAAAUUAGACCUGACUAAAUAGUUGCAUUGUUCUGUUUUAGUUAAUGACAUUGAGAGAUAGUAAUUGUGUGUUUAUUCAGAAAUGCUCAAACAAAAUAUUUAACCAGUGCUACUUCACUGCAAGGCACAAAAUAUCCAGGAAGUUCAGUGAAUAUUUCUUCAGUUUGUUUUACACAAACUUGCUAUGAAUCUCAAAUUUUCAAAGAUGUAUGAAUUUUUAAAAAUCUAUUAGUCUCAUGGAAAUUCUGCAAGUAAUUUUUGUGAAUGGUUCAUUUACUGUGGCGAUCUCAAUUAUUCUUGAACUCUACUUUUUUUUGGGGUGGAUAAAAGGCUCUUUACAUCAUUUCUUAUGUGAACAUUAAAGGAAUACAAUGAUUUAAUUGAAAUCUAGAAAUGCACCUGGAAACAUUAAUCUGCACUGUUCUUUUUUGCACUAAUAAAGUUUGGCUUUCAAAAUCA